This is a messenger RNA of Haplochromis burtoni (Burton's mouthbrooder), 4222 nucleotides long. It is a transcript of the gene smc6, whose product is annotated as Structural maintenance of chromosomes protein 6-like. Gene Ontology annotation, cellular component: nucleus; Smc5-Smc6 complex; site of double-strand break. Gene Ontology annotation, molecular function: damaged DNA binding; single-stranded DNA binding. The record is from RefSeq and is a predicted model, not a curated record. Lineage: Eukaryota; Metazoa; Chordata; Actinopteri; Cichliformes; Cichlidae. The transcript has 27 exons. Gene Ontology annotation, biological process: double-strand break repair via homologous recombination. The coding region runs from base 111 to 3377 and encodes 1088 amino acids.
UUUCAAAGCGGAUAGCGGGCGCGAAUUCGAUAGCCGGUCUGGUGGUCGUUCCCAUCAGUUGCGUCGGAGAGUGUGAGGGUACCGCAAGGUAGCAACACGGGGUGUCUACGAUGUCUAAAAGGAAGGGCACCUCCGUCAAUGAAAAUCCCAACAAGAGAUCCAGAUCUGUGAAUGAAAGUGAAAAUGCUGCUGACAGUGACCAGGAAGAUCCCAUUCUGAGUAAUUUGCAGUGUGGUGCGGAGGUGGUGAGUGAUGCUGGGAUUGUAGAAAGUAUCACUCUGAAGAAUUUUAUGUGCCACUCGCUCCUUGGCCCGUUUACCUUUGGUUCCAAUGUCAACUUUGUUGUUGGCAACAACGGAAGUGGAAAGAGCGCCGUUUUGACAGCUCUCAUAGUUGCCUUAGGCGGGAAUGCCCAGGCUACAAAUAGAGGAUCAUCCCUCAGGGGUUUCGUGAAGGAAGGAGAAAGUUCAGCUGAUGUUUCCAUCACAUUGCGUAAUAAAGGAAGGGAUGCUUACAAACCAGAGGUGUAUGGGUCGGCUAUUAUUCUAGAUCUAAGGAUAACUCGGGACGGACUGAGAACAUAUAAGCUGAGAAGUAAAUCAGGUCAGCUAAUCUCAACCAAAAAGGAAGAACUUGUCUCUAUUCUGGAUAAUUUCAAUAUUCAGGUCAACAAUCCUGUAUCAGUUCUCACUCAGGAAAUGAGCAAGUACUUCCUACAUUCUAAAGGAGAGGGGGACAAGUACAAGUUUUUUAUGAAAGCCACCCAGUUGGAGCAGAUGAGAGAGGACUUUAUCUACAUCAAAACCACUAAGCAUCUCACAGAGGAUAAAGUUGAGCAACACAGUGAAUGCUUGAAAGACCUAAAACGGAAGUACCUGGAGAAGGAGGACCGUUACAGGAGCCUGGCUUCACUUGAUGAAAUGCACACCAAACUGGAGGAGUUGCAGAAGCAGAUGGCUUGGGCUUUGGUGACUGAGAUGGAGAAGGACUUAGAGCCAAUGAAGGAGAAGCUGCAGGCAGACAGACGAUCCACAGAGAAAUAUGACGACAAGGUGAACGAAUGGAAGAAUAAGGUCGAUGAAGCAGAGGAAAAGUACAAACAGGUCCAGGAACAGCUAGAGAGGAUCACACAGCAAGUCCAGGAGCUUCAACCUAAAUGUGCUGAGCUCAAGACUGAGUCUCAGAAACGCAACAACCUUUUAAAGUCCAGCGAGGUCACAGUCCACAGAUGCAAAGCCAACCUGAGGGACUUGGAAAAGGACAAAACUCAGCUGAUGUCGAGGAUAAAAGAUCUCAAGCUGAGCAUCAGUCAGAAAACGGGAGCAGAGAGCAAAGCCAGAGCAGAAAGGAUCGAGCAGAUCCAGACUGAGCUGGAAAACCUGAAGCAUCAGAUCUCUACACUGGGCCAACAGAUUGACCAGUAUCAGCAUGCCAUCAGUCGCGCCAAAGAAGAACAAGGAAAAAUGAGGAGAGAGCAGGAGGUUCUCCAGAGGUCCAUUGAAGCCAACAGGAGGAAUCUGCAGACAAUGGAGAGCAGUCGGUCCAAUCGGCUGCGGCGUUUUGGAGAGCAGAUGCCUGCGCUGCUAAACGCCAUUCAGGAAUCUCACAGAAGAGGCCAUUUCAAGCACAGACCUCGAGGACCGUUGGGUUACCUAAUUAGUCUGAAGGACCCAGAGCUCGCACUGGCCGUAGAAGUAUGUCUUAAAGGCCAGCUGCUGGCCUUCACAUGUGAUAACUAUGAAGAUGAGAAGGUUCUGCAGGGCCUCAUGGCCAAAAUGUUUCAAGGAGGUCGCAGACCUGCUAUCAUAACUAGCAAUUUCAUCUCACAAGUUCAUGAUACAAGAAAAAAGGCUGUCAGUCAUCCGAACUACCCCUCCGUGCUUCAGGCUCUAGAAAUUGAGGACCCAGUUGUGGCCAACUGUCUGAUCGAUCAGAAGGGCAUAGAGAGCAUUCUGCUCAUUAAGAAUCGAACAGAAGCUCGGAGAGUGAUGCAGAGCAAAAAUCCUCCUGCGAACUGCAUCCAUGCUUUCUCUAAGGAUGGAGAUCAGAUCUUUACUAACCGGAGUUAUGCUGCUGAGCAGACUAGAGCCAACUAUCUCUCAGGAGAUGUUGAGGAGGAGAUCAGACACUUACAGAGGGAGUUGGAAAACCAGAAAGGUCAAGCAUCACGCUUCCAGCAGCAGAUGAGAAAGUUGGAUGACGACGUCAAGGAAAAUGAAGGCCUACUAAGAAGAGCCCAUCAAGAGCAAAAGACCAUUAAAGACAAGGCCACAAAGUUGCAGCUAGAGCUCACAGAUCUACAAAAUGUUGAAGAGCCUCAGUCAGAGGACCUCAGGCCCCUGGAGGAGGAUCUUCAUGAGAUUGUUACCAAGAUCAAGUCCAAGCGAGUGGAGUUAGAUGAGGGACUGGCCCAAAUGGCCGACCUCAAGGGUUCUUAUGAAAAGGCAGAGCAGGAAUACAAGCAGCACAAAGAGUGCAUUAACACUAUCGCAGAGGAGGCUGACUCAGUCAAGGAGGAUCUCAGUAAAACUGACCAGGAGGUGAUAAAAUGCAAACAUCACAAGAAACACUAUGAUGAGAAACGCAGUGCCCAUCUCCACAACAUUCAAACUCUUGAAGGCAACCUUAAAAGCAAAGAGAAGGAGUACGAGAUGUCAGUGGCCAAAGCCAAAGAGAUUUGUCUGGAACGUGUGGAGAGCCGUCGGUCAGCCAGGAGCCUGGACAGCGAGAUCAGUCGUCUCAAGCUUAAGAUCACUUCACAGAAGGAACAACAGGGAGACCGUGAGGAGAUUGUGAGGCAGUACCACGAGGCUCUGGAGAGCUACAAGAACAUGACACAGCAAAUGAAGAACCUCAACAGCUUCAUCAAAAGCCUCGACAGUGUUAUGAACCACAGACUUCAGGCUUAUGCCGAGCUCAGGAGGUUCCUGUCAGCCCGCUGUAAAUACUACUUUGAUAGCAUGUUAGCCCAGAGAGGCUACAGUGGAAGUAUGAUCUUUGAUCACAAGAACGAAACCCUCUCCAUUUCCGUGCAGCCAGGCCAAGGAAACAAGGCUGACUUGAGUGACAUGCGCUUGCUGUCCGGAGGGGAGCGCUCUUUCUCCACUGUUUGUUUUGUCCUCUCUCUUUGGGCGAUCACAGAGGCGCCUUUCCGCUGUCUUGAUGAGUUUGAUGUUUACAUGGACAUGGUGAACAGAAGGAUAUCCAUGGACAUGAUGCUGAAGGUGGCUGCCAGUCAGCGCUACAGACAGUUCAUUUUCUUAACCCCACAGAACAUGAGUUCCCUUCCAGAAAGCAAAAUCAUCCGCAUCCUCCGCCUCAAAGAUCCAGACCGGGGCCAGAGAAAUACGCAGAGAAGUGAAGACGAGGACCAGUAAUAUUGCUAGCUCUGUUUAACAUGAUAAAACCUUAAAGUGCCUCUGAAACACUGAUGCCCCGCUUUUCGGAAAUGUUUGUAAUAUUGAAGGCCUUCAGCCGCAAGUUAGUUACUUCUCAGCUAAACUUCGGUUUUGAGAAGCUUCAGUUUUGUUCAUGUAAACAAAAAUAACUGUUCAGUGUGCUGUUUGUCAAAGAUUUUGUUCUCUAAUACUGGAUUCAGACAGUAAUAAAAAUGUUGUAUGUUCAGAUAAGUACAGUUACAGGGAAGGAGUGUUUUUAUACCCACAAGAAAAAAUAACCGUUAACGGACUUGAAAACGGGCACAUUGGAGGAGUAAAUGGGGUCGUCGUAAGCGCGGGUUGAGUUUCUUUAAAUUCAGUUCAAAAUUGGUUUAUUUUGUUUUAAGUGUAGCCUCAUGGAGUCUUUUUCCACCUCAGGUUUGUCUAAUGCAAGUAAGUGUAUUAAGGUGCUGCUGAAGAAACCUAAAACACAGUUGUGACACCAAAAUUUUGAGCAUAUUUUUGUUUUUUUUAAGUAUAGUCUUUAUAAAGGUUUCUUUGACUGUCUUACAUUAUACUAUCUCAUUUACUGUGCUAGUGCUGUCCUGAAGGUUACAGGGGUUGUGUGGUAGUUGGGCUGUGGCACAAAGCAAGGGGUGAUAUAGGGCACCCGUUGGUUAUUGUAAUUGGCCUAUGUUAUGUAUAUUGUUAUAUUUAUUAACUGAUAUGUUUCCCAGUACUUAUUAAAAGAAUUUAAGGGUAAUCCCUCAUCCCCACUGACAUUUCAACCUGUUGCUCACUGAUAAUUAUAAUUAAAGAUAAUUUUAUAAAUCUGUUUCAGAAAA